AGAUGGAGCCGACCAGCGUGGGACGCGCCGCCUGCCAGGAGGAGUGUUCACGGCGCACAGUUGGUGCCAGUCAGAGGUGUCGAGUUAUGUGAAGGAGCCAAAGGGGGAUUUGCACUGUGCCAUGGCUGAUUUUUUUGUAUCCAGUAUCACGCAAUAAGCUACUGAAGUACGGUGAAGGAGAAUGACCGCUCGUAGUCGCCCUGCGCGCAAAAACGCGUUCGUCCGUUUCGGUUCGGAAAAGUGCGCUCAAACGUGAGGACAAAACUGAGGACUUCGACUCGAGAAUAUGCUGGCGGGCAUCGACCUCAACAAACCGAGAGCUCAAAGCCACGCGUAAAGGAGGAAUGGGGUGCAAGGAUGCCUCAGCUUCGCUCCUUCAGACGCUCGUCCUGUCCCUGCUGUGCGCACAGUCGCUGGGACAGGUCUUCAACCUCACGCUGUCUGUUAAAGAGGGUCUUCCGGCCAGAACUAUCGUUGGAGAUCUGGGAGCGGGACUAAGCAGGCCGAGCACUGGUUUUUUCAUCUCAGAAAGCAGAGACUCGUAUGUUUUCAGAGACUUGGAAAUAGACGCGGACACGGGCAUCAUCUCCACAGCUGUAGUCCUGGACAGAGAGAGCAGGGAUAAGUAUGAAUUUGUGGCAGCCACUCUCACAGGUGAGAUGAUAAAAGUGACAAUAGAGGUGAAAGAUGUGAACGACCAUUCUCCCGUGUUCCCCUCCGAGCAGGUUGAGCUGGAAAUAUCAGAACUGAGCCCACCGGGGAGUCGGUUUCAGAUUGAAGGUGCUAAAGACCAGGAUGAGGGCGAGUUUGGUACUCAGGGAUACAGGAUCACAGAGAGUGAGAUGAGUGACUUAUUCCACCUGGAUUAUCGCAGUGGACCUGAGAACCACCUCAACCUGGAUCUAGUUCUUAACAGUAAGCUAGACAGAGAAGCGCAGGACUUGUACACGCUGACAAUCGAGGCCUUUGAUGGGGGGAUCCCAGCCAGGACUGGGACUCUUCAGGUGAACAUCCACAUCCUGGAUGAGAAUGACAACCCGCCUGUGUUCAACCAGACUGAAUAUCACACCUCAGUGCGUGAGGAUGCUCCAGUCAUGUCUGCUGUGUGUCAGGUGCAGGCCACUGACUAUGACCUGGGUGACAAUGGCAGACUCACGUAUGAGAUCAACAGGAGGCAGAGCGACCCAAAUGAGGUUUUCUCCAUCAAUGAAACCACCGGGGUGGUCUAUCUCAACAAGCCGCUUGAUUUUGAGACUCAGGCUUUUCAUGAGUUGAUCAUCAGCGCGAGAGACAACGGGGUUCAGCCUGAGUACAGCAGCACUUUCGUGGGUGUCAGAGUGCUUAACAUCAACGAUAACAGCCCCACCAUCAGUGUACUGUUUCUCAGUGACACAGGAGAUGCUGUGGUGUCGGAAUCAGCAGCAGUCGGGGACUACGUAGCCCGGAUUUCAGUGUCGGACCCCGACCUCGAGGGGGAGAGAAUCAUUGUCACACUCGAGGGAGGUGAUGGGAAGUUCACCCUGAAGCAGACAGAUGACUUUCUGUAUGCACUGUGUGUUAACUCUGAGCUGGACAGGGAGGAGAAGGAUUUGUAUGAGCUGAAGGUGCAGGCAUCAGAUUUUGGCAACCCUCCCCUGAGCAGUGAGACGGUUUUCCUCCUGAAGGUGUCGGACAUGAAUGACUGUUACCCAGUCUUUGAGAAGGAUGCGUAUCUCAUAAGUAUUUCUGAAGAUGCUCCUCAGGGGAGUUCUCUCAUCCAGUUUCAGGCUCGAGACGCAGAUGAGGGUGCAAACUCAGAGGUCCGAUACUCCAUUCUGAAGUCCAACCAGGACAGCCUGAUCGACAUCGACCCGGAGUCAGGCCUGGUCGCCACAGCUGCAGCUCUGGACAGAGAGACGCAGAUGGAGAUAUGGUUCCUGGUGGUGGCAGCGGAUGGAGGAGAACCGGCUCUGUCAUCCACAGCGACAGUCACGGUGCUCGUGGAAGACGUCAACGACAACGAGCCAGUGUUCGAGCAGCAGCUGUACAAUGUGUCCAUACUAGAGCAGAGCGAUGUUGGAAGCUGCUUUUUACAAGUCGUCGCUACAGAUGCAGACAGCCCUGAGUUUGGGACGCUGCUCUACUCUCUGUCUGAUGGCUUCGACAAACAGGCCACACAUCCGCUCUUCCAAAUAAACCCCCACACCGGAGAGCUGUGCGUCUACCAGGAUAUUGAUCGAGAUACGGGACAGACGGUCCACGACAUCCUGAUCAAGGCUGAGGAUCCAGGAGGCUUGAGUGCUCAAACCUAUGUGCACAUUGAGAUCGAGGACUUGAACGACAACGCUCCAGUGUUCAGCCCUGAGGAGUACACCGUGAGCAUCAGCAGCCACGCGCAGCCUGGCACAGAGAUCGUCAGCGUUAUUGCCACUGACAGAGAUUCUGGCAGGUUUGGCCAGGUUACCUACGACCUCCUUCCUGGCGACAUGUCCACUUUGUUUUCGCUGGAUAAACAAACAGGAAUGCUUCUCCUGACCUCCACUCUGACCCACCUGGGCACAGCUAAUGUAAAGCUCUUGAUAACAGCACAGGACGGAGGAGGCUCGAUCUCAGCCAGACCUGCAGAGGUCACGAUCAAUGUUUUACGCAGUGCUCAGGCUCCAGCUGUGUUCCAGAGGUCACGUUACGCUUUCACAGUGCCUGAGGACGCACCACCGGGGACACCUGUGGGGACGGUGCAGGCCAUCAACCCAACAGACUCCAUGGAAUCUGUAUCUUAUCGAAUCUCUUCUGGAGACCCUCAGAGUUUUUUCUCCGUUCAUCCAAAGUUGGGUCUGAUCACUAACCUCAAGCCCCUGGAUCACGAGUCUCAGUCGUACGCUCUUCUGGUUCUUCAGUCCUACACCGACGCCUCUCCCGUUUACAGCACCACCCAAGUCAACAUCACUGUAGCUGACGUUAAUGACAACGCCCCCAUUUUCCCCAAACAUAGUGACACCAUCACGGUGUCACAAAACACUCGACCGGGAACCGUGUUGUUCAUCGCUCACGCGCAUGACUAUGACAGCGGUGCCAAUGGUCGGGUGCAGUAUUACCUGAAGAGCAGGGAAAAUGGCGUGUUUGUUAUUGAUCACAAUCUCGGGACGGUUACGCUAAAUGAGAGUUUAGAGAUGGAUCAUCAGCAGGGAUACAAGCUGGAGAUUGUGGCCAAAGAUGAAGGAGAACCUUCCCUGAGCUCCACCCUGACCCUCUCAGUAAACGUAGACCAAACGACUGCCGAAGACAGCCUGGCAUUUGAGACGUUGAUCUAUCACGUGGAGAUUGGGGAGGGCUACAGGAAAGAUGCUCGGGUCAUCCAAGCGAGGGCUCACCGAACCCGUGGAGCCCACAUUUCAAACUCCGGCAUCAUCUACUCUUUGGAAGGAGAACCUGGCUUCCCUCUGGUUCCGUUUCGGAUUCACCCAAAGACGGGAUGGUUGUAUCUCUCAGCCAACCUGGACUAUGAGACAGAGUCCAAGUAUCAUUUUCGAGUGUUGGCUACGGAGGCUUCACUGUCAAAUACCACGGCUAUGGCCACAGUGACGGUGCUGGUGCUGGAUAUCAAUGACAACGCCCCGGUGUUCAGCAGGGACGUUUACUACUUCACUGUGUUGGAGGGGUCGUCGCCACAAGGUCUGGUGGGAACCGUCAAGGCCGUGGAUAAGGAUUCUGGGAAAAACAGCCAGUUGUCCUAUCUCCUGCUCUCAGAUGGGAAAUUCUUCCGAAUCAAUGCUAAAACAGGUGAAAUCAUCAACUGGGUGGCACUGGACCGGGAACAGUACAGCCAGCACAGUCUGAAGGUGAUGGUGACAGAUCAGGGUCACCCUCGUCUCAAUGCCACCGCCACCGUUCACAUCCUGAUCGCCGACAUCAAUGACAACGCGCCGCAGUUCACUUACCUGCCAGCCAGUAAAGAGCUGAAUGUGCAGGUAUGGGCUGGUCUACAGUCAGGAUCCUUGGUCACGAACAUGUUUGCCAAAGACUUGGACGCAGGAGAGAAUGGAACAGUUAUUCAUUCACUGGUCACAGAUGAUGAUCUGGAGCACUUUGAGAUUGACAGCGAAACUGGAGAUAUCACAACAACAGAGCUCUUCAACCAAGAUGCAAAAGCGUACUACACUCUGAAAGUGACCGCCAGGGACAGCGGAGUCAUCUCUCAGGAGGACACUGCAGUCAUUCAUGUACAGAUUCAUGGAUUAGAAGAUCCGUACGGCCGCUCCGAUCGCCAAAUUGUGAGACGCAUUUUGGUGCGGGAGGACACGGAGCCUGCGACUGUUAUUGGCUCUGCACGUGUUUCAGAUAAAGGGAGAUCUCACUACUCCAUCACUGAGGGGGACGGGAGUGUUCACUUUGGGAUCGACAGCUCCUUCGGUGACAUAUACAUCAACCAGCCGCUGGAUUACGAGGCUGCCAUGCAGUACUUCCUCGUGGUUCGUGCUGAGGACGCCAGCCUCAUUCCCAUCGUGAAUGUGUCUGUUCUGAUUUGUGUGAUAGUGGAGGAUGUGAACGACCACACGCCCUGGUUCCCUGAUAAACUGGUGAUGUUUGGUCUGAGGGAGGACGCUGCAGUCGGAUCGCUGGCGUACGCUUUUCAUGCCAGAGACGCUGACGGGACCUUUCCAAACAGUGCCCUCCGCUAUGAGCUCGCCUUUGACGCUGAAGUCAGCGGGUCAUCAUCACCCUUCCCCUUUCGGAUCGACCCUUACACGGGGAGCCUGACUGUAGCAGCACCUUUAGAUCGCGAGAGCACCCCCAGCUUCGCAUUCACUGUAACAACCACAGAUCAGGCGAAGGAGAAGAAUGAGCGUAAACAGGCUUCGGUGACGGCUCAGCUCUUCCUGCUGGACGUCAACGAUAACCGGCCGGUGUUCGUAUCGGCAGACACAGCUCAG
Messenger RNA from Pundamilia nyererei, 4910 nucleotides. RefSeq names its product protocadherin-16. Lineage: Eukaryota; Metazoa; Chordata; Actinopteri; Cichliformes; Cichlidae. Gene Ontology annotation, molecular function: calcium ion binding. The annotation marks the transcript as partial. The record is from RefSeq and is a predicted model, not a curated record. The transcript is spliced from 9 exons. Gene Ontology annotation, biological process: homophilic cell-cell adhesion. Gene Ontology annotation, cellular component: plasma membrane.